This is a messenger RNA of Diabrotica balteata, 2306 nucleotides long. The record is from the annotation of a GenBank genome assembly. Lineage: Eukaryota; Metazoa; Arthropoda; Insecta; Coleoptera; Chrysomelidae.
GUUAUAAUUUAGGUUAGUUUUUAGUAAACAUACAAAAUGACCAAAUUAAUUAAAAAUAAUCCAAAAGCAGAAAUAACUGCAAAUUAUAAAGGUGGUGGAACGUUUAUUAAACUUUCUCCACAAUUUUCAAGUGAUGGGCAAUCAAUUUUUAUAUGCUCCAAAGAGUCUUUAUUGGAAUAUAACUCAAAGACAGCUAAAUUAAUGCAUGAAUAUAAGGCUGUAGAUAAAAUAGUCGGAUUUAGUUAUCAUCUGUAUGAAUCCUACUAUUGUAUAACAGCCUGUACUCAAAGUGGAAUAGUUAGCACAUGGAAAACUGUGACACAUUACAAAGUUUUAGAGCAGCAACUUCCACAUCAGAAUAUUUUAACUUUCAAUAUUAUUCCUGAUGAGAACGAGAAUGAAAUGAAAAGAAAUUACUCAGCCAUAUAUUCUUAUAGAAAUGGAAAUACAAUUUGUUUUGCUCACUAUAGUACAAAAACAAAAAUGUCUAAGGAAUAUAGCAUAAAAAUAAAAUCUGCACUUCCAUAUUUUAUUGAUGUUAACAACUCAGAUUUUUUUGCAGUUACUUAUGAUAAUACAGUGUUUUUUAAUAAAUUGAAUAACUUUAAGAAUCAUUCCAGAUCCUAUAUGAGUAAUUCAAAACAUUUUACAUGCGUAGCAGUCCAUUCUAGAGAAGAAAUUGUAAUCACUGGUGACUCAAUUGGUCGUGUGGUUGGUUGGCAUGAUAUAUUUUCAAAUAAAGCUAAACAAAUCAUUUUUCACUGGCACAAUUUACCUGUUCAAACAGUACGCUUUUCCACAUCAGGUAGUUACUUUUAUAGCGGUGGUGGUGAAAGUGUACUAGUAAAAUGGCAGUAUGACAAUGUCAAUGAAAAAAAGUUUGUGCCCCGUAUACCCGGAGAGAUUUGCAAUGUCGUGGUUGCCAGUAACAAUUUAUACAUCGCUGUAUCAACAAAUGAUAAUGCUAUUCGAAUUUUUGAUAAUACACUCUACCAAAUCAGUUUGAUUCAACAUAUGGUGCUAUCACCGCAUUUUGAUAGUGGAAUUGUUCACGAUAGUAGGUCCAGAGCUCUAAUAAUGAAUGGAAAUCAAGGUCAUAUUCAAUUUUAUUCCCCAGAUGAUAUGUCUCUUCUUUACAGUGUUGAUAUAACUGCCCAAAAUAAAAUAACUAAUGAGAGAGAAACAAAAAUGAUCAAUACUGAAGUAACAAAAGUUGCAAUAAGUAAAAGUGGGUUGUGGUUUGCGACUGUCGAAGAAAGAAAAGAUAAGGAAUAUAAUUACGAAAUACGAUUAAAGUUUUGGAAGUUUGAUGAAUCUAAACAACAAUUUCACCUUAAUACUUCCAUUGAGUAUCCACAUGAAAAUAGCAUAAAUAGUAUGCUGUUUCAACCGUGCCAUAAAGAUGAAAGGCUUCAAUGCGUAACCGUUGGAGACGACAACAAAUUUAAAAUAUGGCAAUUGUCGGAAAUUGAAGUAGUUACAGGUACACAGCUAUCCUGGCAGUGCUUUGGAGUUGGCUUUUAUCGAAAUUUGCCUUGCAAUUCUUUAUCAUUUUCAGUAGAUGGGUCUUUAUUUGCAACAGGAUUCGGAAAAAUACUAACAGUUUGGACUCCUGAUACGUGUUUGCUUAAAUGUUCUCUACUUCAUCCUCUGCAUAAGAAACAAUUAAAGUACUUACAGUUUGGUUACGGUAACCAAUGCCACCUACUUGUAGCGGCUAGUAAUAAUCAACUUAGCGUUUGGAAUAUCCUUACGUUGUCUAUGACGUGGACAGUUCCGAUUUCUGUAUCAUUCUUGGUUGCUGAUAGUUUGUCAACAAAUAUGGCUGUAAUUACAAGAGACAAUAAAGUGUAUGUUUUCUCUCCGAUUUCCAGUCAACCAAUAUAUGUAAAUGAGGAUAUCUUAAAAAAAUUCAAAUCCAUACGAGCCUGCAAUUUCAUCCCAAGUAAAAACUCAAACGAUCUUAGAUUAGAUUGGUAUCAACGGGUCCAACUGUAUUUUAUAACAGAUGAAAAUGAAUUAUAUUGUUUAUGUGAGAGCGAGUUUACAUCGAAAAGUUCCAUAGAUGAAUCUGUCGAAAGCAAAUCCAUAUAUGGUAUGAUGCAACCGGGUAUUAAGUCGGCUUCAGUUCAAUCUACAAUACCACAAAAACACUUGUUUGAAAAAGAUUCACAACACAAAGCAUUAAAAACGUAUUUGGAAAGCCCUCUUCAUACAUUGAUGCCAAUUAGAUACGCUUGUCACACUUUAUUAACGUCACUUGUUGUUCAAGAGGAAACUUGAAUUAAUAAAUAGUAUGUCUUUUA